AUGAAGGCAAGAGGAGUCGUUUACCGGGUACACGACAGCCUUAAUACUUUCUUGAGUGUUUUCUUGUUUACGGAUUUCGUAGCGGUUAGCUGUGAGAGUGAGAGACUUGCCUCAAAAAGGACAAGAAAGAAGAAGACUGUAGCAGAACUCAAAGACGACGAGAGCACACUGCUAAAGGAAAGAAGACAGCUGAAAAGGCAAUUAGCUGCUUUGCGUUUGAGUUUGGAGAAGCAAAGGGCCUCAAACGAAAAUUUGAAAAGAAUCAAGAUUGGAUUGCAAGCUAAUGAAUCAAUUUUGGAGCAAUAUGACGACAUGGCGACAGCUGGCCCAAUCGUCUCGGACAAAACUGUGAGAUCACAACCGUUGAAAUCAGACGAGCGUUAUGAAUCGAACACGUCAAAGUACGUUCUUCCGGAUCUGAACAUGGCGUUGGAGGAGCCGGAUGUGGUGUGGGGUCAGCUACAACACUCAUUUUUAUGA
Molecule: messenger RNA, 480 nt
Organism: Striga hermonthica
Lineage: Eukaryota; Viridiplantae; Streptophyta; Magnoliopsida; Lamiales; Orobanchaceae
Source: the annotation of a GenBank genome assembly